Messenger RNA from Darwinula stevensoni, 328 nucleotides. The record is from the annotation of a GenBank genome assembly. Lineage: Eukaryota; Metazoa; Arthropoda; Ostracoda; Podocopida; Darwinulidae.
UUCAGAGAAUCCGCGUGGAUAGAUCUAAGUGAAAAUGAAAUCUCAGUAUUGAGAGAGGAACCUUUCCGCCCUAUUCUGGAGAAGAUUCGGGAAAUCGAUCUCAAUGAUAAUCCUGUGGUGUGUGAUUGCACCAUGGCCUGGAUCGUGCUGAAUCCUGAAUUCCUGGCAAAAGUGAAGGGAUCCUGCACCGAUGGAACCGACUUUCAAGACUUGGACCCGAUCGACUUUCAGAACUGCCACGACAGAUUUCCAUGAUUGCCGAGUGGCUACUCCAUUUUCAUCGAUUCCGAUGAGAUUUAAACAAUAAAUGGAUUCUGAAUCGACUACC